GGACGGUUGACGAUCUUUACUUUAUUUAGUCAACGGUCGAUCAGUCCUGCUACGCUGUCCUAGGAAUACUUCACGGAGACAUUAUAGUACGAACAACUACAAGUUCAGUUUUUCAAAUAGUUACUUGGAACAAAGGUCGUUAGCAGCAUCGGAGUCUGUUCACCUUCAUGGGAUGGAUUGGAACCUCCGAAGGAUGAUGAUACUAUGGGUACUCCCCCUCCUCCUGCCAAACAGCUGUUGUUUCGCGACUGAAGCUUCAGGGCGUUUUUCAAGAGACGUAGCGCAAGAUGAGGGCGGUGAUCAGUAUGACUACCAGUACGACUAUCAGUAUGACUGGGAUUAUAAUUACGAAGAGGAGCGACAACAACUGGACUUUGGAACCAUCCGGCAAAACCAAAUCAUAUCGCUGAAGCCUUCAUGUAAAUAUAUCAUGUAUUUUUAUGAAAAGAUUCUUUCAAAUAGUACUUCAUCAUCUGCGAAUGAAUCUCCAGACAGUUCAUUCUCUGUGAAUGAACUUUCAAACAGUUCUUUGGAUGUAAGUGAAUUGUCGAGCAGUUCAGCCCUUGAUAAGGAAUCCUCCAAUAGUUCAUUAUCUGGUAGUGAAGAAGAUAUCUCUUAUCACCGCAAAGACGGGGCCACUAAAUCUCACAAGAAAGGUAAAACUAGCGUUAAGCAAUCAAAUAAUCAAGAAAACUGUCUACGCGCGCUUAUUGAGAAAGAACACUUGCAGGCUCUCACUUCGGAAUACGUUUCCCGGUGCAAUUAUGAGAAGUCGUUUGCAGAAGUCAUGAACAUGAGUCAUGUUCUUCUUUUCUCUGCCAUCAUCGGCCCAAAUUCCACUGCCAUUUGCAUUCCCUUCAUAAAAUCUUGCACAGAUCAAAGCUGUGAGUCUCAGGUCUCCCAGUGCAACGAAGCGAGUGCUGGAAACCAGGACAGUGGUUCGAAAGCUGUCGGACGUUUGUCUGAUAAAAACGCCUUUAAUGUACCCAGACAAGUAAGGUCCUGUCCCGAGAAGAUUUUCCCUGAAAGCAAUGAUAUUGCUGAGGUUAACAGCCCUAUUGCAGUCAUCCUUGCCUCACUCUGGAGUACUGAUACGUUAUUAGCACAGUACUGUGAGGCCCUUUUGUGCAGUUCAAGGAUAUACGAUUUUUGGAUAUUCUCCACGUUGACUGUCAUCCUGAAUUCAACAGACACAGACACUGCAUGCCUCAGGGAAGCUUCAAGAAAUUCUGCCCUUCCAAAUAACACUGAAAGCUUUUCUAUCGACAUUAGCCACACAGGCAAGCACUUGCUCUUUCUGGUAGGAAACAUAAGCCAAGAAGAUGAUCUUAAAGUGCAGUACCUAAGUUACAUCCAGUUUGCAAAGAAUUAUGAUCCUGAAGCUGUGCGUUGUUGCACUAUGUAUACUGAACACUCUCACUUCGACAGAAUUCUUAUGUAUUGUUUCAGUUUGGAAGAAAGUUGUCAGUCCCUGCCAUUUUUGUGGAGAGCCAUAGAAGCCAAUUCUCAUAAACAAGAGGAGCUUUCCCGUAACUACAUUGUUAUGAGACCUGAUGUGGUGCACCUUAGCCUCACAAAAAGUUUAGCUCCACUUAUCAGAGAGUUUCCAAGUUUGGACCAUAGCAAAUUCGACCUAAUUAACGACAAUUCAAGUAUGGCAAAGCUUUCAAAUAUUAAUGUUUACAAGGAUUUCAUAAACUGGGAUUACAAUUAUACAAGAUUUGAAGAUUAUGAAAUAUGGGUAAACAAAAUAAAGUCACAGUCUAUCAAUGAUAUGAAGAUGGUUAUUAAAGAAUUAAGGAACAAUUAUUUUGAAUGUUCAGCAACAAAAUAUUAUUACUUGUGCAAAAAGGAACAUGUCUUCUUUAUAUUUGUACUAGAAGACUGCAUUUCAACGUUUUCUGUUAGUGACGAAAUUGUGUUCUUAUUGGUAAACCACUACUUAAGUCAACGGGUCGACUCAGGGUAUCUGUGUCAGAACCACAGUUCAGUCAUAUCCACUACUGGCAAUGAAGCUUACACAAAUGGCCAUGCGAUGCAUUUCAUGAUUCUUCCUUCUGUCAUGCACCAAGGAACGGUCUUCGAACCUAAGACACUCUAUAAAGGUGAAUUUGAAAUUCAAAACACAUCUAGUAUAAGUUUUGAACAUACACCUUUCAGUAAUUAUGAGAUACAGAUAAGUAAACUGAACCUAGAUGAUAAAAUUCUACCACCCACCACACAGCCUUCAGUAGCAGAUGUAGAGUCUUUCACAGUGAUGACAAAAUUGUUCAUCUGGGCAAAUGUAAACAACAACACUCGCUGUAUUCAAGAUGUAAUUGAUGGAAAAUUUUCUUACAGGAGAAAUGUUUCUGAAACAAUCUUCUACCUUGUAGGACCUGUUUAUGAUGAUCCUUCAGAGUCAAAGUGUCUGCUAGAUCUCUCUUACAAAGACCUACUCAUAGACAAGGACGUUCACAGUUUAACUACGAACAAAUUUUGGCCAACGUGCUUCACCAAUAUGCUUAUGGCUAUAAAUAUAAAUGGAAUUCAAGUUGCUGACUGGGAUUAUCUUCCUUUUGGUUGUAAAGUGCAAGAAAUCUUAUUACUCUGCCUUAUGAUCGUUAUUAUAUUAGUGACUGUCAUUGGAAAUCUCUUUGUGAUGGUCAUCAUAGUAGCUUCUGGUCUGAUACAAAAACAGCCCUUCUUGAUUCGUUUUUCUCUUUGUGUGUCAGAUUUGCUAACAGGUGUAAUUCCCUCUUCUUUGGCAGUUUUUGAUUCUGUUGGAUUAAUGACUGGCUGGUUGUCACUUACUGACUUGAGUCACAGUGACACUCUAAUUUACUUUGCCGAAAAGACAAUGGAACAGUCGGAAGGUUUUCAGCAGUUGAGGUUCGAGAGACGAGGCUUUUAUCACGUGUUCAGUAGCAUCAUUAUGAGCGUUUCAAUCUUUGUCUCCAUUUUCUCACUGAGCUUAAUAAGCACCGAAAAUCUGUUGGUCAUAAAGAGGCGGCCCCUUAAGAGAUGGCAGGUGAAACUUGCGAUUGGCAUAUCAUGGUUCUUAGGGAUUGCUUUCUCCCUGUUAGUGCAGUGGAGAGAAGACGGCUGGUCAGCUGUUGCCUAUUUUGACCCGAUAACUAAGCUCACUUUAAAUAUCGGGGCGGCUGGUUCAAAAUUAUCAUCAGUUACAUUUUACAUCAAAGUGGUUCUCGCUGGUAUAGGCGGUGCUUGUGUCCUCAUUCUUACAUUAAUCUCAAUUAUUACCUUCCGGUUUCAAGAACGUCGCACGCAGAAAAAAAUGCCAGUUCAUCAGUCAGGGCGUCAGGAUAAUGUCAGGCAGACAACCAUCAUUUUUUUCUACAUGGUUGCACUUUAUGCACUGGCCUCUGUCCCUCCCCUGCUGGAUAUCCUGUUAGAUUUCUCCUUCUCACACCCACUUCUUCAUUUCUUUUGUUGGUGGAUCUUCAUGGCUGGUUCCUCAUGGAACUGGAUCAUCUACGCUUAUAAAGGGAAAACGUUUAAAAGUGCAACUAAGAAAGCCUCCAAGAGGGUCCAGAGAAUGUGCUGUGGAAAAUCCUCAGUGGAUUUAGAGGACAAACGCUACAGUAUAAGCACUACAAGAUGAGCAAGAGCCUUGGAAAGGUUAUAGUCUGAUGUUCUUUUAGCAGCAAAUUCUCACAAAGCAUACAUUGUUUCUAUGGUGUUUUUACGUUGCAUGGAACCAGUGGUUAUUUAUCAACGGGACCAACGGCUUUACGUGACUUCCGAGCCACGCCGAGAGUGAAGUUCUAUCACCAGAAAUUCACAUCUCUCACUCCUCAAUGGAAUGGCCGAGAAUCGAACCCGCGACCACCGAGGUGGGAAGCAAACACCAUACCAACCACGCCACUGAGGCGUUCACAAUGUCCUAAAUGUUGCUUGGAGAGCUAUUUCACUUCUCUUUCCAUGGUGGUCUGUUGCUUGCUUGGUUUACUAAUGGCACCGAAAUGCCAUAAACUUUCAGGUAGUGGCAUAUUUUUCCUACUGAGCCACCAUCAUCAUCUAAAUCUUUCGUCCACAAUAAAGAUCCUUGCUCUGGUUACAUCUCUCCUUCAAGUGCAUCGGAUAAAUUUCCCAUGAAAUGAUGUAGGAGAUAAGGGGUAUCUACCAUUUGUCUUUCAGAAAAAUGCCCUUGGCAACAAUCAUUCUUCCACUGAACGCUGCUGUUUGGCCUCUUGCGUGCUUACAGUAAGCAUUAACUGUCUUCCUCUGUAUAAUGUUCCUGACGAGAAUCUAAAAGAACACAUCCUGGCCUAGAACCAGCAAAUGCUGCCCUUAUAUAUAAAACUGCUUUGCUAAAUUGCGGUGUCCUGGUUUUCCCUCACAUAAUAUUUUGUUAUAUAUUUUAAAUGUUUAUUUGUCAAUUUUGGAAGCCGAAAUGUCCUUAAAAGAACAAUCAGACAUAGUUGAAGACCAUUGAAUUGGCCUCUUGUAUUGGCCUCUUGGGAGACUGAGUGUUCACUGCAGGAGAGCAAGUACCCUGGAAAACUUUGUUAUAUUUUCAUUUCGGUAAAGCGGCAAACAUAUAUCAAACAUCUCACUCAAGUUUGAAUUCAAACUCGCCAGAAGACUGAGAAGGCCAGCAGCAAGAGCAUGCACCACAAAGAAUUCGAAACAUCCAAGUGGCCUAAAAUUUUGUGAAUGUGAUCAGUGGGAGAUACAGACCAAUUGAUAAAAGACAGGCGUAUGUUUGUUUGCAGUGUUCUUAGACAGAUUUAGAACAAUACUCAUUACUGAAUGAUUGUGAAUGCGAAACACUUUCUAAUUACAAAAAACAUGCGAAUAUUGUAACCUGAAGCAAAAGUAACAGAUAAGAAAAUUCCUCUCUGUAUCAUGGUGAGCACCAUGAAUUCUUACAGCUUCUUCCAAACAACCCUGAAAGUCUCCAAGGACUUUUGACAGCCUCUUUCUAGAAAGUCCCAGUGGUUCUGUUGCCAUUUUACCGGGAGCAAGCACGCACAGCUAUAUACUCAAACUUCCUGCCAUAACUUCCAAAAUGUUGAAGUUCAUCACUAUGGCUCAAUCAUAAAUGGCUGCUCAAGGUGCCAGUGCUACUAAACCAUGUAUAACCCACUUCUCUUCAGCUUCCACAGACAGGCCUCUCUAAUCCUGUUUCCUAAGACUUUACUCUCUUCCCUUCUUAUAUUUCCAAACAAUAGUUUCCCUGGAAUUCGACGGCAAACUGUUCUUUUGCGUUGACCUAUCCUGCAGAGGGGGUUCCCAUUUACCUGGGUUUGAAUAACCACAGAAGCUGCCAUAUCCGAGACUUCCAUAAAUGUCCCUCUCUGGAACCAGUGUAUCACGACGAAGAUUCCAAUAUAACAGAAGUUUUAUCGUUUUGAGGGGAAAUGUGUAAUAUAAUUAUUCAUUAAUUUUAACUAAUAUUCUUAGUAUUACUAUUAUUAUCUUUGUUAUCAUUAUUCCAUUAACUUGUUAGGCAAUUCCGAAAAAUAGGAUACUAACGUAUGAAAAGAUAUCGACGAGGAAAAUACAUAAUAAGUAAAUAUCCCAAAGAACAAACGAAUGUAAUUAAUGUCAUAAUUGUCAUAACGAACUAGCAAAAGACGGUCAUAAAGGCUGCUGUAAGUUCUGUCGUCUUUAAACGAGUGUAUUUAUUCAUAUUUUAUUCAAUACCAUUCCUAUUAUAGUACUCAUGUUCUAAAUGUAUGUUAGAAUAUAAGUUUUUGGUAAUCAUGCCAAAACUUUUCCCCGUUUUGUAAUAAAAUCUGUAUAUUUUUCUAUCAUUAUUUCAGAGUUAGGCAUAUCGUGUAAAUAUAUCAUGUAAUAAUAAAGAUGCUACUGGCUUCUUCCUGAUCUUCAUACCUCAAAUAACAACAGUUGUAUUUGCUGUUAUGAAAUAAUUAGUGUGCUACUGCUAUGACAAAUCUCAUUUCAGCAUGCGCUAAUAAAAUUUGUAUCACACUUUCACAAUAAAUAUGAGACCGUC
Messenger RNA from Macrobrachium nipponense, 5965 nucleotides. RefSeq lists its product as uncharacterized. Gene Ontology annotation, biological process: G protein-coupled receptor signaling pathway. Gene Ontology annotation, molecular function: G protein-coupled receptor activity. The transcript has 3 exons. Gene Ontology annotation, cellular component: plasma membrane. The record is from RefSeq and is a predicted model, not a curated record. Lineage: Eukaryota; Metazoa; Arthropoda; Malacostraca; Decapoda; Palaemonidae. The coding region runs from base 173 to 3604 and encodes 1143 amino acids.